Molecule: messenger RNA, 710 nt
Organism: Orussus abietinus
Lineage: Eukaryota; Metazoa; Arthropoda; Insecta; Hymenoptera; Orussidae
Exons: 4
Coding region: 1-693 (230 amino acids)
Source: RefSeq, a predicted model, not a curated record
AUGGGAGAUUUUGACAACUCGAAAUCUCAACCUGUACUGGACUACGAAGAAGAGCGAGCCUUGGAAGAAUUUGUUAAUAAGGGAGGAGACGUGCCAAGUGUAGAUCGCAAGUCCACCUCGUUGUCGGAAAUGAUUGCACUCGAGGGUAGCAUCGAGUCGCUGAUAAAUUCCAAAAAAUCUAAGUGUUUAUACAAUGUCGAGGAAAUGUCAGGGACUGACUUGCAGGCUUCGGUGCAUAGACUUAAAGAAGAUCCGGUGGAGCCGUUUUCAUUUUUGCGCAAUGUUUUCGACGACGUGGCCCACUCCGAAGAGAAAGAGCCUACCGAUGUGGACCUGCAAUUAAAGACCCUCCUGAAGCGCGUGGAGCUGAACAAGACCCUACUCGAGAGAACCAAUCAACGCGUGAAAGACGUUAAUUUCCUGGUGGAACGAAACGGGAUUCUCGCUUCGAGGGACUUAAAUUACGACGAGAAGUCCUUCCUGAAGAUCAAGGAAUCUGGAGAGCCUGCCGAGGAUUCAAGUGUAUCGAAAAUCAAGCAUCCAGGAAUCGACGAGCUUCAGAGGACCAUGAAAGUCACGAUGGAGAUGCUGAAGCACAUAAAAAAAAUCGCCCUGGGUGAGACGAGACUCGAGGACAUCGACGAAGACCUACUCCAGCACAUGAGCGUGAAAAACGUCGAAGAUAAUUCAUGAAUUCUACCUUCCAUUAU